AUGUCUAUCCUUUUUUUUUGUGGCUCUCCCAUUUCCAAUCUUACUCCUCUGCAUCUGCCCAACCGAUCUCUCCCAUCUCUCCAUCAGCCUAUCCUUUUUUCUUACGUCUCGCACUCUGCCCACCCGUUCUUUCGCAUUUCUUUGUCAGGCCAUCAGUACUCCGUCAUCUAUUCAUCUGCCGAUCCAUUCUCUCACGGCCUUCAUAAGAGCAUCAUUCUCUUGUCACCAAUUUCUUUUUUUUUCAUUUUUUCUUUUUUUCUUUUAUUAUUAUUUAUACGUUUUUUUAUUACUUUUAUCUCUUUAACAAUAUUUUCGUUUUUAUUUUCUUUGUUACUCAUUUGUUGUUGUUGUUUUUUUCUUCUUUCCUUUAUUUCACUAUUUUUUUUCUAUUUUAAUAACUUUUUCUUCUUGCUUACUUUUCUUUUCUUUUUCUCAUCUUCCCUUUUCUCAAUUUUCUUUUCCUUCUUACCGUCACUUUUUACUUUUUCUUCAUUUCUUUUUCGUCUCGUCUUUCUUUUUUCUUGUUAA
Molecule: messenger RNA, 528 nt
Organism: Acanthosepion pharaonis
Lineage: Eukaryota; Metazoa; Mollusca; Cephalopoda; Sepiida; Sepiidae
Source: the annotation of a GenBank genome assembly